CGGAGUUGGAGGAAGCGGCGGCCGCGGCGAGGGUGGCGGGCGGACGGUCGGAGACGGCGAGCACGGAUCGGGAACGGCCGGUGGGUCGCAGCCGGGCCGGAGGCGCGUAGGAGCCGUGCGCGCAGGAGGCCGCCGCUGCAGCGCGGGCCCCGGAAAGGAAGGAAGGAAGCCGGCCGGCGGCGGAGGUGGAGCCCGAGUGUGGAGUGCCACAGUAAAAUCAGACGACAGAUGGACAGUGUGACAAGAGCAUCAGAAAGGAUCGGGCCUCGCUGUGAGAGCCAGCCUGGAUUCCGAGCGCUGACAAGUUGCUGAAAAGGAAGCCAGUGGGAGGACUGUGGCACGAAGAGGAAGUGGAGCCUUGUCUGCAGUCACACCAUUGAUGGAGGACAGAUGGAUGGCCGGAUGGCCAGUCACCUCUCCUCUUAAACCUUUGGAGAGUGGUCCUUUGUCCUCUGCUGGACACAUAUUAGGAAUUUUAACACACUCUCUGAAUUCACUUUUCAUAAAAACGUAAAAUUUGACGGCACCAUACAACCAGACUCAACCGUUGCAUGGUGAUAGAUCUGCAAACAUGAGUGCCGAGGGGUACCAGUACAGAGCGCUGUAUGAUUAUAAAAAGGAAAGAGAAGAAGACAUUGACUUGCAUUUGGGUGACAUAUUGACUGUGAAUAAAGGGUCCUUAGUAGCUCUUGGAUUCAGUGAUGGACAGGAAGCCAGGCCUGAAGAAAUUGGUUGGUUAAGUGGCUAUAAUGAAACCACAGGGGAGAGGGGGGACUUUCCAGGAACUUAUGUAGAAUACAUUGGAAGGAAGAAAAUUUCGCCUCCCACACCAAAGCCCCGGCCACCUCGGCCCCUUCCUGUUGCACCAGGUUCUUCGAAAACUGAAGCAGACAUUGAGCAACAAGCUUUGACUCUCCCGGAUCUUGCAGAGCAGUUCACCCCUCCUGACGUUGCCCCACCUCUUCUUAUCAAGCUCGUGGAAGCCAUCGAAAAGAAAGGUCUGGAAUGUUCAACUCUAUACAGAACACAGAGCUCCAGCAGCCCCGCAGAAUUACGACAGCUUCUUGAUUGUGAUACGGCCUCUGUGGACUUGGAAAUGAUCGAUGUACACGUUUUAGCAGACGCUUUCAAACGCUAUCUGCUGGACUUACCAAAUCCUGUCAUUCCGGUAGCCGUUUACAGCGAAAUGAUUUCUUUAGCCCCAGAAGUACAAAGCUCCGAAGAAUAUAUCCAGCUGUUGAAGAAGUUCAUUAGGUCGCCUAACAUACCUCAUCAGUAUUGGCUUACGCUUCAGUAUUUGUUAAAACAUUUCUUCAAGCUCUCUCAAACCUCCAGCAAAAAUCUCUUGAAUGCAAGAGUGCUCUCUGAAAUUUUCAGCCCUAUGCUUUUCAGAUUCCCAGCAGCCAGCUCUGAUAAUAAUGAACACCUCAUAAAAGUUAUAGAAAUUUUAAUCUCAACUGAAUGGAGUGAACGACAACCUGCACCAGCACUGCCUCCUAAACCACCAAAACCCACUACUGUAGCCAACAACGGUAUGAAUAACAAUAUGUCCUUACAAGAUGCUGAAUGGUACUGGGGAGAUAUCUCGAGGGAAGAAGUGAAUGAAAAACUUAGAGAUACAGCAGAUGGGACCUUUUUGGUACGAGAUGCAUCAACUAAAAUGCAUGGAGAUUAUACUCUUACACUAAGGAAAGGAGGAAAUAACAAAUUAAUCAAAAUAUUUCACCGGGAUGGGAAAUAUGGCUUCUCUGACCCAUUAACCUUCAAUUCCGUGGUUGAACUAAUAAACCACUACCGGAAUGAAUCUCUAGCUCAGUAUAAUCCCAAAUUGGAUGUGAAAUUACUUUAUCCAGUAUCCAAAUACCAACAGGAUCAAGUUGUCAAAGAAGAUAAUAUUGAAGCUGUAGGGAAAAAAUUACAUGAAUAUAACACUCAGUUUCAAGAAAAAAGUCGAGAAUAUGAUAGAUUAUAUGAAGAAUAUACCCGUACUUCCCAGGAAAUCCAAAUGAAAAGAACAGCUAUUGAAGCAUUUAAUGAAACCAUAAAAAUAUUUGAAGAACAGUGCCAAACCCAGGAGCGGUACAGUAAAGAAUACAUAGAAAAGUUUAAACGUGAAGGCAAUGAGAAAGAAAUACAAAGGAUUAUGCAUAAUUAUGAUAAGUUAAAGUCUCGAAUCAGUGAAAUUAUUGACAGUAGAAGACGACUGGAGGAAGACUUGAAGAAGCAGGCAGCUGAGUACCGAGAGAUUGACAAACGUAUGAACAGCAUUAAACCAGACCUCAUUCAGCUGAGAAAGACGAGAGACCAAUACCUGAUGUGGUUGACUCAAAAAGGUGUGCGGCAAAAGAAGUUGAACGAGUGGUUGGGCAAUGAAAACACUGAAGACCAAUACUCACUGGUGGAAGAUGAUGAAGAUCUGCCCCACCAUGACGAGAAGACGUGGAACGUCGGGAGCAGCAACCGAAACAAAGCCGAAAACCUGCUGCGAGGGAAACGGGACGGCACUUUCCUUGUCCGGGAGAGCAGUAAACAGGGCUGCUACGCCUGCUCCGUAGUGGUGGAUGGUGAAGUAAAGCAUUGCGUCAUAAACAAGACAGCCACUGGCUAUGGCUUUGCCGAGCCCUAUAACUUGUACAGCUCUCUGAAGGAACUGGUGCUACAUUACCAACACACCUCCCUCGUGCAGCACAACGACUCCCUCAACGUCACGCUAGCCUACCCGGUAUAUGCACAGCAGAGGCGAUGAAGGGCUCACCCUCGGGAUCCUUCUCCUGAAGUUCAACCACCUGAGGCCUCUGGAAAGCACAGGGCUCCUCUCCAGCCUGACCUGUGAAUUGAGCUGCAGAAACGAAGCCGUCUGUCUUCAGAUGGGACUAGAGCUUUCUUUGACAAAAAAGAAGUAGGGGAAGAUACGCAGCCUAGGGCUGUGUGAUGACCACACGUGUCUAAUGCGGAGUGCUUAUCCAUCCUUUCUUCCCUUUUUUUUUUUGUUUUGUUUUGUUUAAAGCCACAACAACACAAAGAGAAAAAGAAAUGCAAAAAUCUCUGCGUGCAGGGACAAAGAGGCCUUUAACCAUGGUGCUUGUUAAUGCUUUCUGAAGCUUUACCAGCUAAAAGUUGGGACUUUGGAGACCAGAGGGUGGAGAGGGGGCUGAAGAGCCCUCCUGGCCUGAGGAUGCUCGGUCCAGCCUGGUUUAGCCUGGGUGUUGCUGUGCACGGUCAGCCCAGACACAUCGCACUGUGGAUUAUUUCAUUUUCUAACAAAUGAACGAUAUGUAGCAGAAAGGCACUUCCGCUCACGAGGGACACUUUGGAAGAACGUCAGUUCGUGUGUGUUCAGAAGAAAUAAUGUCAUAGCAAAGUGCCAGAAAGUGUUUUGUUUAAACUUGUCAAAAAAAAAAAAACCCACCAACAGAAAAAUGGAACUUGGAAAACAGGACUUUAAAGGACAUUCAGUAUAUAAAAUAUGUACAUAAUAUUGGAUGACUAACUAUCAAAUAGAUGGAUUUGUACCAAUACCAAAUAGCUUCUGUUUUGUUUUGCUGAAGGCUAAAAUUCACAGUGCUAUGCAAUUCUUAAUUUUCAUUAGGUUGUUAUCUCAGUUUUAAAUGUACCUUCAGAAUAAGCUUCCCCACCUGUUUUUGUUGCUUGAAAAUAUUGUCCCUGAUUUUUGUUAAUAUUCAUUUUGUCUUUAUCUUUUUUUUUUUUUUUUAAAGAAAUGUGUACAGGAUGCCAGUUAAAAAGGCUUCAGAAUGAAAACUAUGAAAUAUUUUACAGUUUUUCUUGUACAGAGUACUUGGGUGUUAGCCCAAGGUUAAAAAGUUCAUAACAGAUUUUUUGGACUAAAUGUUUUGUUGGGCAGUGCCUGAUAAGCUUCAAAGCUGCUUUAUUCAAUAAAAAAAGAAAAAGAGAUGAAUAUGACAAAGUAUCACUGAGUCCAACAAUGUUUUAAGACUCUUAAAAUACGGUACCUGGCAAUGUUUGUUUCAUAAAGAAUUGUGAACUUCUUGAAUCUAGGGAGGGGGGAUGUAGCCAAGGGAUGUAACAGCUAGGAUGGCGGGAGGGGUGACAAGGUGGUAUGCACUUUCUCAUGAUUACAGAGAAGAAGUGAAUAACUGCAAAGGGAAGUUGCUUAUACUUCAGUCUUUUCUCACUUUGAUUUGCUAGUUGUUAUUGAUUAAUGACAAUUACAAACCUACUGUAACUAACUAACAGUGUAGCUGGUAAGGUAUUUCAGUUCUUACGAAUUUUGGGUUCCUGGAACAGAGCUCACCUUUGUUUAGAACACUGAUUUAAAGGUAUAAUCUCUGCCUUUAGAAAAAGUAUUUUUGUCUAACAUUAGGCUAUUCAUUAUAACCAACCAACAUUCAUUUUAGAAAAAGCAUGAUCUGAAAAAAAUAUUUUUAGUUGGAUAUUUGUUACUUCCCUAGCUUUCCAUUCAGUUUAGAACAUAAAGCAAAUUGGCACAAUCAUACCGUCACUGCUCUAGACUGUGUGGAGCUCGCUAAAGGCCACUGCAGGAAUCCGAAGGGAGGUCCUUUUCAUUCAUCCAAAUAAUUGUGUGUUAUACUUCACUAUGGAGAAAAGGAAAGGGGGGGCGGUUAUUAGUAUAAUCUUUCCAAUUUAGGGCAAGAGUGAGAGGUCUCUCACUGAUUUACAUAUGCAAAAGCUGUUAUGUUCAGUAGGAAUUGUACAUGUGUUGGGAGGAAUGAAUACUAAUUAUAAUCAUGGUCACUACCCUAGUACAUUAAAAUGGAAUCUUGCAAUUUGUUUUCCUUUCUCAAUAUUAGAUUCACCCACAGCUAUAUUUCUCUUCAAGUACUAGGGUGAAGGGUUUUUUUUGUUUUGUUUAAUGUUCCUUUUAAAAAUCUUUUGAAAGGAUCAGUCUUGCAGCUGAGUUAAUCAUAUGUAGAAUGUAUUAUUUUCCUUCUUUUCGUGAUGCUACUCAUACUCAAGCAAAAGUCAGACAGCCAGACUGUCAGCCCUCAAACUUGACUGUACUGAUCUGACCAUCUCCCUCUCAUCACCAGACAAUUGAUGAUUUCCCCGAUUUUAGUUUGUCUUUGCUUUAAAACUUGUGAUGGUGAUAUCCUUCCAGAUUACAAAGAAGUCUAACAGUUAAUAGUAGUUUAUAGACUGGGUUUGUGGUUUUUUUUGUUUGUUUGUUUUGUUUUUUUUUCAGUAGCACAUCAUGUAUGCUAUUAAAUACAAAUAGUUUUCAUUUAAUUUCUAAAAUACAAGAUCUGAGAUUGAAUGUUUUAUUAAAAGCUACAGUUUUGUGAAUGUUUUUGCUUCAACACUCUUUGCAAGAUGACAUGGUAUUUAGGCAGUUGCCUUAUUUUUGCAUCUCACAAGCAUACGUGCAAUAGAUUUUUCACUGAAGAGCAAGGCAGGAUUCAUUGUUCCAUCUCACAGUGAGUGACACCAGACCUAUUCUGCCUAAUGCCUUUUUGAUUGCAGUGUAGCAUGCCUGCUGUAUUUGUCCUCUUAGAUGUUUGGCCAGCAGGGCACUUUGAGUUCAAUCAGUCAUCUCUUAACAACAUCAUCCAAGUGGCUCGUGAGUAUGAAUGGAUACAGCAGAGGCACUCCUGAUACAUGAUUUUAUCCAUGCAUCAGUUUUUCCCACCCAACGUAGCAUCCUAAAGCCAGAAGCUAAGCUGCAGAGAGGCUGUGGUAGGGCAUAGAAGUGGGAGCGCAUUGGGACCUCAUAUUAUACACAAGAGAGAUCAUAACCACCUGAAAAGGCAAAAAAGCAUGUGUUUGCAACAUCUGACAACUUCACGGCCUUUCAUAUAUGUAUAUAUGUAUAUGUGCAUGGACUGUGUUUCCAGUACACCUUUCAACCAAAACAGAUCCACAGUCAUUGAGUUCAAGUACAUAACAAGCAAAUGUUGAGUACAAUUCUUAUGUAUGUGUAUGGGUCAUUUAUUUUCCUUUGAGGUUGCUUUGUUUUGUCUUGUAAAGGUGAAAAUUGUUUGCAAGUGAAGUGAGAAGUUCGUAUUUCUUUGGCUUUUUUGUGUUUUUAAAAGCUACUCCUUUUAGGGAGCUGGUCUGGAUGACUUAAUUAACUUGGAAAUCCUUGUUUUUGGUGUGUCGAGUCAAAAUGUGUUUAUGUGAGCUGUCACUGUGGGGAACAAAUUGCUUUGUCAUAUAGCUGGUUAUGAGCUAGUAACGUGUUUGGGAAGUCCUACUGAUGUUCCUUAUUGGGAGAAAAAUUCUGCUGGUUUUAACAACUGUGCUUUUGCUAUACAUGGUAUCCAAGUCCAUUGGAAAGCAGACCCUGUUUAAGUUUAGGGUCAUUUAAAGAAAGGGGCAGUUUAAAGCACAAUGCCUCACAUGGGACACAGUUUCAAAAUGCCAAAUUCUUGUUUUUUAAAAAUCUAGUUAUAUAAAAGACUAUAUUAUAGGUGGGGAGGAAAUAGCAUAAGUGAGUCAAUUGGACAGACUAUCCAACUUAACAUUAAACUUGUCACCAUGAGAUAGCAUUAGCUGCCCAGGAUGCUGCUAUUUAAAAAAAGAAAAGGAAAAAAAAAACAAACAAAAAAAACACAAAAAAUGAAAAAAAAAAAAAACUCAUUUAUACCUGUGUAUUUUUUAAAGCUACAAUCUGUUCAAUGUUUUUACAAAUCUGUUUAUAUGACAUUGUUAAAAUAAAGGUGGUCUUUUGACGAGAGGGAGGAUGUCAUGGUCAGUUGUAAUUUUGCCUUUACAAGGCAACUGGGACGGGGGUGGGGGGGUGGGGGGAGUAUGCCUCCUUGACAUUUUGUUCAAGUUAUAGAUUCAAUGGAGCUAUGUCUUGUUGUUUUAAGUUGCUUUAAUGCAUUGUAUUAGGUCUCCAAACAGAAUAAAGGUUGUUUUGAAACUUAA
Molecule: messenger RNA, 6867 nt
Organism: Lemur catta (Ring-tailed lemur)
Lineage: Eukaryota; Metazoa; Chordata; Mammalia; Primates; Lemuridae
Gene: PIK3R1
Product: phosphoinositide-3-kinase regulatory subunit 1
Exons: 16
Coding region: 572-2746 (724 amino acids)
Biological process (GO): phosphatidylinositol phosphate biosynthetic process; insulin receptor signaling pathway
Cellular component (GO): phosphatidylinositol 3-kinase complex
Molecular function (GO): 1-phosphatidylinositol-3-kinase regulator activity; protein binding
Source: RefSeq, a predicted model, not a curated record